Messenger RNA from Sitodiplosis mosellana (orange wheat blossom midge), 1002 nucleotides. Its product is annotated as 40S ribosomal protein S3a-like. Lineage: Eukaryota; Metazoa; Arthropoda; Insecta; Diptera; Cecidomyiidae. Gene Ontology annotation, biological process: translation. The transcript has 3 exons. The record is from RefSeq and is a predicted model, not a curated record. The coding region runs from base 56 to 865 and encodes 269 amino acids. Gene Ontology annotation, cellular component: ribosome; cytosol. Gene Ontology annotation, molecular function: structural constituent of ribosome.
CGACGUCAAACCAUGUGUCUCUUGAUUCUGUCUUUUUCACAUUCGAUCGACCAACAUGGCAGUCGGAAAAAAUAAGGGCCUCUCGAAAGGAGGUAAAAAAGGUAGCAAAAAGAAGGUGGUUGAUCCAUUUUCCCGUAAAGAUUGGUAUGAUAUCAAGGCACCAAACAUGUUUGCCCAACGGCAAGUUGGAAAAACUUUGGUUAAUCGUACCCAAGGAACCCGAAUUGCAUCUGAGGGUUUGAAGCACCGCGUGUUCGAAGUUUCAUUGGCCGAUUUGCAAAACGAAAAUGAUGCUGAACGCUCAUUCCGUAAGUUCAAGCUCAUCUGCGAAGAUGUCCAAGGAAGCCACUGCUUAACCAAUUUCCACGGAAUGAGCUUGACCACCGAUAAAUUGCGGUCAAUGGUUAAGAAAUGGCAAACACUCAUCGAAGCCAACAUUGAUGUCAAGACCACCGACGGAUAUUUGCUUCGUGUAUUUGCCAUUGGUUUCACCACCAAGGAUAGUGCAUCACAACGUAAAACUUGCUACGCCCAACACUCGCAAGUGCGUAAGAUCCGUGAAAAGAUGUGCAGCAUCAUCACACGUGAUGUCACCAGCUCCGAUUUGAAGGAAGUCGUCAAUAAAUUGUUGCCAGACUCCAUCGCAAAGGAUAUUGAAAAGGCAUGCCAAGGCAUCUACCCAUUGCACGAUGUCCACAUUCGUAAAGUCAAAGUGUUGAAGAAACCACGUUUCGACUUGUCGAGAUUGUUGGAACUUCACGGUGACGGAAGCGGCGGCAAAUCAGCUGAAGGUGUUACCAAUGCUGAAGGUGUUGUUGUUGAACGUCCAGAGGGCUAUGAACCACCAGUGCAAGAAGCCGUUUAAGCAUAAUUUUUCUAAUUAUCGUACAACAAAAUACACAGAGAAAAUGUGACAACCCAAUCUUAUUGUUCUGUGAAUGGCCUGAAAGCGUUUUUACUUCAAAAUAAAUUUUAGUGCCAGUCAUGAAUGGUUCAAACAAA